GUCUUGUGGCUGCUCUCUCCUCCACCGAGCGAAUGGGCACAGCUCGGAAUACUGCAAAAAAAGUCCUCGGCAGCACCAACCUUUGUGUCGCAUGUGUGUACCAGACUGAUUUGUUCCCCUAAGAAUUUGCGCUUUCAAAUCGGAAUUAACGUCUUGCUGUUGGGUUUGGUGACAAAGGCUAUUACUAAAUCUGGUACAACUACCUGGAAAAGAUCAACAUUUUCCAUGUCAAAUUGUGUUGUAUCGUUCUCAAUGAACAUCUGGUAGACCUGUACAAAUGUUCGCUGAUUCCCACGUCACAUUGCACAGCUUCCCUGUUCCAUCUUUGUUAUAUAUUCUGCACUUCAUUUGACAAUGUUUCUAAAAGGCAACACGCUGGGACUGUGGGAUGUAAGGUGUAGAAUGCUUCCUAUUCCGCGUUCAAAAGGACAACAUCAGAUCUGGCAGAUGAAUGGAGAACCGCCUCCCUGGAUUUGGACUGCUCCAAAUGUACCUGGCCUUUUCAGAAUAAUUGGUCCUCCGCAGCUUCUUCCUCUGGCCUCUCCACACAACCCACCCGAGUUUCUACAAUCGCCACUGGGAUGGCAGGUCCCUUACGAUUCUUUCAUUCCUUUCAUGGUGAUGCCUUCUCCACCAGAACAAGCUGUUCUGCAGCUUCCACGUCCAAAUAUGCAGUGGGACCGCAUAAUGCAUCCUUCAGUUGUAGGAUUUCCUCCACCAGUUGACUUUAUACCUGUAGCUCCACAUAUGUACACCUCCUGGAGACCGUCAAAUAAAGGUUGGGAAGAAAAAAGGAAGCCCGAUUGCAAAGUAUAUUUCAAUAAUGCAUUUGCUGUGGAAUCAACCUGGGGAAAGUCAGAGGAAGUUAAUUUUUUUCAAGGACACAAAAUACCUGUUUUAAAAGCAAAUCAAGUAGCAGUGGCAUUAUCAACAGUGACUAAACCUGCAUCACCUACCGGAUCCAAACCCUUCCUUGUGGUUACACCUCAAACAAUAACUGGUGAUUCUGAACCAACUUUCAAAUGGGUUACCAAUAAUCAGGCAGUUGUAUUAGCGACAGCAGCGGCAGCAGCAGCAGCAGCAAUGGUCGCAGUUGAAACAGAAAAAAAACAAGAACUGCCUCCUGCAAAUAUGCAACCAUAUCUCCUGACACUAUCUCCAAUCAAAAUCCCAUUCCUAACUACACAUCUUCCAACAACAUCCUCCAGUUGUCCGAAUGCUCGUUUCCUCAAACAGAUUUAUUGUCUCCAGAGAGAUUCGAGUAAACAUAAAUGUGGUCAACCUGCAAUUUGUGACAUCAGAAGAGUUGCCCAGUUUGAUGGAAGGAAUCUAAAUAAUGGCAAAGAAAAAGAGCCUUGUGAACAAUCCUGUACCAGAUCAAAAGGGAAGACUCAAUCAUAUGAGAAUGGAGAUGAGACCACAUCAAAGAAAGCAGUUGGUGAGGAAGGAAAAAUACGUCAUCAGACCAAGCCUGUGGCAUCGACUCCUGUACCAGGUUCCCCUUGGUGUGUAGUCUGGACUGGGGAUGACCGUGUGUUUUUCUUCAACCCCUCAAUACAACUGUCAGUCUGGGAAAAACCUGUGGAACUUGAAGGUCGAGGUGAUAUUAGCAAAAUUAUUCAAGACCCUCCUCAUAAGCGGAAAAUAGAACUGGCGACAUCAAAAGAUGAAACUUCUAAUCAAGAGGAGGCAAAUGAGGAACACCUUUUGAAAACAAAGAGAAACAAAACUGAACAGCCAGAGAUUGCUAAUUCAGCAAAGGAAGAAAUGAAUGGAAAAAGUUUGGAAAAUACUCCACACCGGACUAUGGUCCCGUUAGAAGAACGUAUAAAUCAUUUCCGGGAUAUGCUUCUGGAGAGAGGGGUCUCUGCAUUUUCUACUUGGGAAAAGGAGCUGCAUAAAAUAGUGUUUGACCCUCGUUAUCUCCUUUUAAACCCUGAGGAACGUAAACAGAUUUUUGAACAGUUUAUCAAAGCAAGAAUAAAAGAAGAAUAUAAAGAGAAAAAGAACAAACUUCUUCAGGCCAAAGAAGAAUUUAGAAAACUUCUAGAAGAAUCCAAACUCACUCCCAGAUCCAUUUUCCAGGAGUUUGCAGAAAAAUAUGGAAGGGAUCAUCGAUUUAGACUGGUGCAAAAAAGGAAAGAUCAAGAACACUUCUUCAAUCAAUUCAUAAAUAUUCUCAAAAAGAGGGACAAAGAAAACAGGAUUCGACUGAGGAAAAUCAGAUAAAGCUCUAUUAAAGCUUCACUGAACAAACUGAGCUGCUGUGACAGAAUUGUUGACUAAGGAAUUCAGACAGUCCUUUCUGUGUGGUCUUUGGCUAAUUACAUUAUGAAAACAUUUACAACUCAAGAUAAUAUUUUGAAUUUAAAGUUGCAGGUAAUACCAGUUCACGCCUCCAUUAUAAACAUUAACAUCGGUGUUGACUUUCUACUAAAGUUGUAUUGUUAUUUAAAGCACAACUAUCACGUUUUUUCUUGUCAAUUAAGCUAAGUGUAGAGAAUGUCAUUUAAUUUCUGUGAAUACUCAUCAAUUGUUCAGAAUCAGUACACUGUAACAGUGAAUUAGCUCCAUGAUAUUGAAAAUGCUCUCUUUUAGGAUGGAAGAAAUUUCAUUCGUUAAUGAUUAAACCCACUGACCUUCAGAUGACAGUGUGAAUAACUAGUGUACAAAAUUAGUGUACUGGCACUUUAGUGUAGAAUUAUUCUCUGCAGAUUGUGGUGAUAAUAGUGACAUCCACAUAAAUUUUUACCUCUAAACUAGCAGAGAUUGCAAAUUAUGAUUGAGAAUAUUGUGUUUUUAGGCAUUAAUAUAAUGUGACAUGAUUUGAACGCCAUUAUUUUAGUUAUUGUUUUAUAUUUUAACAAAGCUAGUUCUAAAAAGCAAAAAUAGGGCCUUCAGUUCUUAGCAGUAAACUCACAAACAGAUAACUUUGCUGCUGAAUAUCGAGACAAAUGUGGCAGUAUUCGUCCAGUCACACUAACAGUGGGGCAGGAAUAGGUUCUGCCAGUAGUACCAGCUUAUUAAAUUGCACUUUUAAAAUUAUAAUUGCAGUAUUUAAGAAAAUGAUAUGGUAAGUUUAGUUCAGUUAUGUAUUCUGUAUUUUUAUUAGUGUAUGAAAACAGUGAUGGAAAGGUUGAAAACCAUGCAGUAUAACAAACUAUUUAAUUAAUGUGUGCUCUUUAUUUGUUUUGCUUCUAGUGAGUUAUUGCUCAUGAAGUGCAGAGUGCCUAAUUAGUAGUGCUAGCUUGAUGUUUAAAGCAUUAGACGAGACUGAACGUUCUAAAAUUUGGCUUUUUAUAAUGUGAUGAUUUUAAACUGUGCUUGUGGUAAAGUAAUCCAUUUCCAGUACAGAUUUGUAGUAUAAUGACUUCAGACAACACCUGAGUAGCUUUUGCAACCAUCUAAAAAAAUUAAUCAGUAUUUUAAUUUUAUCACAAGGAAUACCAAUUUCCAUUAUAUUUAUCAUUUAAUAAGUUCAGUGACUUCUUUUGAAAGUAUGUACAUAAUCCACAAUUUUUCAUUAAUAAAUAUAUCACAGUUUUAUUCCAAGAUAUUAUUUAUCAAAAGCACUUAAUUUCCACUAAAUGUUUAACAAUACAGCAUCCACCAACAUUACAAAUAAUAAUAUUGUCAUUUAUAACAUCCCCAAGUGAAAAUAACAGUAAAAAUUGCAAAUGAACCUCACUGACUCAACUUGUCUUGUAAAAUGGACAUCCAGUAAAAUUACUUGUUUGUGUUCAAGAAUUGUAGUUUUUUUUUUAAACCAAUUUUCCCUUGGGAAGUGAAAGGAUUUUUUUCUUUAAAUGACAUCAUUGACCAGAUCUUGCAUGAAUUUAAAUGCGAAUGUGGAAAGAAGGUUAAAAGAAUUAAUUCAUCUUAAAAAUGUAAACAGGAAAUACUCUGUUUAAAGUAGACAAAAUAAUGGCUGAAAUUAAGAAAUCUAAUGACUAUAGAUGCUAUUUCUGCCAAAGAAAAGUCUGUCCUCUCAUUGAUAUAAUUCUGCAUGAAUUCACCCUAACAUCCUAAGAAAUUAAUCACAUGAAACAUCAGGAUGUUUAUGCUUCAGAUGUGUUGAAAAAAUGUUGCUAUAAUAAGUAUUGUGGGAAAUCUGUUUUGAUAACUUCAACAUACAGUAUAACUAUUUAGGGCUGAAAUUGCAAAGCUAUUCCGUGAGUUUUAUCAUUUCUCACAGUUUUGCAAACUCCUGUGGGACUCAGAUAUACCUUGAGCAGGAGUCCCCAUAGGAGUCCCCGAAACGUCGAUUCUCCUGUUCUUUGGAUGCUGCCUGACCUGCUGCGCUUUUCCAGCAACACAUUUUUAGCUCUGAUCUCCAGCAUCUGCAGUCCUCACUUUCUCCUCCCCAUAGGAUAUAGUAAUAUGCAAGCCAUCCAUUCCUUAUUGGGAACUGAUGACAAAUGGGGUGA
Molecule: messenger RNA, 4427 nt
Organism: Chiloscyllium plagiosum (whitespotted bambooshark)
Lineage: Eukaryota; Metazoa; Chordata; Chondrichthyes; Orectolobiformes; Hemiscylliidae
Gene: tcerg1l
Product: transcription elongation regulator 1 like
Cellular component (GO): nucleus
Molecular function (GO): RNA polymerase binding; transcription coregulator activity
Source: RefSeq, a predicted model, not a curated record